AUGUCCAACCAGCUUGAAGAUGAUCUGCACCGCGUGUUGCGCCUUGCAAGAGCAGAAGCUCGAGCUAGUAAACAAAAGAAAAAUAUUAAUUACAAGAAACCUCGUCAAGUUGAACAGCGACAUCGACAUGACCAGUAUCUGACCGGAUCAAAAGAACGUCAAACUCUAUUAACUGCCAAGAUGCAGGGACUUGCAGCAGUCUAUGGACUCGAUUCCAGCUCUCGCCACCUUGGAAAUUGUAGCAGCAAGUCCGUCUUGUAUCACAAUAAGGAGACUCUAGAAGAUGAUCAAGUUUUGCAACAGCGUUUAGAUGCUCGUCGAACUCUAUAUAAACGACAUUUUUCGGGUGUUAUGACCGACUCCAGUGGACGAAAGAGAGAUAUAGAGAAUGUUCUUGAAGCUGCAGCACGUGAAGCUCGGUCUUCUCGGUCAAAAGGUGUUGGUAUUGGAGCUGCUCUACUCACCGAGUCUCAAACUAUUUACUCAGCUGGUGCUAUCGAGAACGGAGCGCUUGUGCUUUGUGCUGAACAUGCUGCAGUCAUGAAAAUGCUCACGUCUUAUGCAAAUUCAAGUCCUAUCAUAGUAGCGAUGGCAAUUUGUAGCGAACAGCGUGACUUACUGCCAUUCCCUUGUGGUAGCUGCCGAGAGCUUCUAGCAGAUUGCGGAGACUUUCCCGUGUACCUUGUGAACGCUUUAGGUGAGACCGAAGAGACCAGAAGUUCGGCGUUAUUCCCGCGAGCAAGACACUCUGAAUUUACGCAAAUACUCACGAAAUCAGUGAGUAAACGAUCUCCAGUUCGAACUCCAACACCAUCAGAUCAAACCCCUGUCGAAGUGAAAGACUGGACAACAGAUCACGUUCUUAAGUGGCUUGAACAUGAUGUUGAGUUGCCUCAAUAUCGAGAGGUUUUUGAGCGAAAUAACAUUGACGGAUGUACGUUGGUGUUGCUGGAAGGAAGCGAUUUACAACUUUUACUUGGGAUUACUCACCCACUGCAUCGUUCCAAGUUGCUAACAUACCUAGAUCGACUACGAGAUCGAGAGCUUCUCGCUCGCGGUCUUGACUUCACGCAGCUUGAAGACUAUCUAGCUGUACUUGAUAUCGACCGAGUGAGCGCUGUAGCUCAGCUCAAGACGACAUUCGACCGUCUGGACGCCGACAAAGAUGGAUUUCUCGACUUUAAUCAAGUAAAACAAGCUCUUUCACGUCUACGGUGUACAAUUCCCACAGCAAACAAAGACGGUGUAGUGGAGGCUUCACCACAGGAGGUAGAGCGUUUAUUAUACAGCGAAGAAUUGUUCGGAAAAGAGGCUUCCAGUACAGGUAAAGUCUCAUUCCCGGCGUUCACUCGAGCCUUCUCCAAGUUGGCUACGCAACCAGCAGAUACGUCGACAGUGACUCAAGGAUCGUUUGCAGUGCACGCCUUUGGUCCAAGACUCCCAGUACUGGACCUCAAAAACCUACGGGAAUGUUUCGAGCAACAAGUUCAAGGGAACUCUCUCGAUGAAGCAGGUUUAGUUCGACUACUGAUAGAACUUGGACAGAGCGAUACUCAGAGCAAAGAGCUUGCGUGUCGAUGGCUGGACGCACAGGAUGAUAUUGAGGAAUCCGGUGAUACUAUGAGCUUUGCGCAGUUAGUUGCACGAUACGCUCAACUCGUGGACUCCAAUGAGACUAGCGGCGUCUCGAGACUCCAGCAGCUCUUUACGUCUUAUGAACCAGUUCAUUCCACACGCCUGAAGCCUCGAACUGUAGUGCAACGUGCGCUAUCAACGCUCUUUCCAGCUGUUCCAAGCGAUGAAGUUAACGUUUGGUGUGCAAGUUUCUGGCCAGCAAAAGUAUCGAGAGCGAAUGCGGAUACAAAGCCGAAGAUUACUACUCUUGCGUUCCCUGAAUUCACGUUAGCUUGCUUGGAAUUUGCAGCAGAAGUCUACGCUCGUGAACAAGAAGCCGCUUCUAUCAAGCGAUCGCUUCGUAAUGACGCUCUGGUACAUCGGAGUCGAGUGGUCCACUUGCAUAGCUCUGGACACGUGAGAAUGUGUCCUCAACCUCCUGACGAGUUGAAAUCGGACAAGAAGGACAGAAAGGCAGUUCCUAAACUCAAAGAAGACAGUAAAUCUGACGAAGAUGAAGGGAAAUGUGCUGAACGAGAAGGAAAAGCUCAAGACAGCGACGACGAAAAGUCCCAGAGACGUAGUAGACGUGAACAGCAAGUGAACGAAGCGUUUGAUCGGUUCGUAAGGCGACACAGUACACAAGUUCGUAGCUCCAGCGACGAUGGUAAACAAAACAGCGAGGAUGAAGACGAGAGUUGUAUGUUAAAUGCAGUUGAAGCAGCUCAAGCAGCGUUGGAACUUGGCGCAGUUUUGUCUCGAGAGCAAGUGUUGCGUUAUCUUGAACGCGAAGGUCUGGGUAGAAUCCGUCGUCGAGACAUCUCUCGAACGGCAUUCCAUCGACUCAUGAAGCGACUCGAUGCCAACCAGAGUUAUCCUCGAGAUCUUCUCCUUGAUAUCAAUGACAGGACUCAAAAACGAGAAGUCUUUGUACGAACUGCCAGUAAGAGUCCUCGUCAUCGUGCAUACAAGAACAUGCCGGACUACGACGAGUUCUUAAGAAGAAAACUUGCUGAAUCUAAUGGCUCUCAAUGGAAAAAGGAAGUUGACGAACUUCGACGUAAACAACAACGCCGAGAAGAGCGUCGGACAAGCAAAAAGCUCAAAAAGCGCAGCUCUCGUCACAGAAAACAUGACAGCGACGGUAAACACGAUAGUGACAGCGACUCCACAGCCUCAGAACGCCGUCAAAGUCGUUCAAAACACAAGAGAAAAAGCCAUCAUCACCGGCCAAGUUCAUCCGAUACUUCUACUGCGACAGAAACAUCUUCUAACGAGAGUACUCGAUCAUCUCACCGUCCGACUCGAAGAGGUUUUGAACCAGGAGCUCGAGUUGCAAGUAUGGUGCAUGGCAGAGGCACGAUUGAACGCAUUUAUCGCGACUACUUCGUGGCUGAUGUACAUUUUGACAGUGGGCGUCACUUACGCAACGUCGAGUUCAGUGGCUUGCGUUUGCUUGACCCCGAGGACGAACUACACAGCGAGACCACCAAGGGGUUGAACAUGGGUACACUCGUCACGAUCGCGCAUAAAGGCACCAAAACUCGACGACAGGGGAAAAUAAUCCUGUGUCGUACUGAUGGAACGUUCGACGUCUUAGUGAACGAGUUCGGGUUAGCUCAAACACUGAAGCGUAUGCCACGUAGCGCAUUAACUCUUGCCAACGUAAAGCCCAGGAUUUAUCGUGACGGAGAUCGAGUUAUGGUCCGACAGCGUACUGAAUAUCUAAGAGGCAAAGUCUGCAAUUGUCGAACUGAAGGCACGUACGACGUCAAGCUCAUUCGGUCUCCUCAGAAGAUUCUCGAGCGCUUGGCACCUGAACUGCUCGCUCCUGAUAAUGAUGAAGAUGGCUACACUGACGAUGAAAUUGAGGUUGAUAAAGCUCCUAAAUCUAAGCCGAAGAAAGACUCGGACGACGAAUUUGAACCAGAAUUCAGUCGAGGUGAUCGCGUGGAAGCUCGUUUCGGUGGUAAAGAAACCUACUAUCCAGGUACUAUCGAGCGUGUGCAUCCUAAUGGAUGCUGUGAUAUCUCAUACGAUGACGGAGACGAGGAAGAGCGCGUGAAGCCAUCUUUAAUCCGUGCUCUUCUUAAGAAAACGGGACCUCGUAAACCCACACCUGCAAGGAAAACCUCGGACGAUGGAUAUGAGUCCGAUCUCUUCGAAAGCGAUUAA
Phytophthora nicotianae INRA-310 is the source of this 3789-nucleotide messenger RNA. RefSeq lists its product as hypothetical. Gene Ontology annotation, biological process: activation of store-operated calcium channel activity; intracellular calcium ion homeostasis; store-operated calcium entry. Gene Ontology annotation, molecular function: catalytic activity; calcium channel regulator activity; calcium ion binding. The transcript has a single exon. Bases 1 to 3789 code for a protein of 1262 amino acids. Lineage: Eukaryota; Oomycota; Peronosporomycetes; Peronosporales; Peronosporaceae. Gene Ontology annotation, cellular component: plasma membrane; endoplasmic reticulum. The record is from RefSeq and is a predicted model, not a curated record.